UUGACCCGGCGCGGCGGGCGGCGUUAGCUCCGCUGCAUCCUCCCGAGCUCUGGCUCGCGAAGACGAGCAAACGAGAUGCCCUUUGUGCGAGAUCAUUCGACCCGGGAGCUCCUCCAGCAGGAUGCUCACAAAACGCGGCGAGAUGCGGCCAGAGGAAGUGGACUUGAAGAUGUUGACGAAGAGGCACAUCUUCAUGGAGGUGGUUUCAUCCCAGUAGCAGGGCAGCCAAUGCCUCAGACACAGAGGAAAUUGCCACCUUCAGAUGUGGUGAUGGUUUUUCCAUACAAGACCCACUCCACGCUGCGCUGGGGUGAUGCUGCAGCAGAGGAGGAGCAGCGCGGUUUGCGACAGCCGAUCGAGGAGCAGAUCCGUCAGAUGGAGUCUUGGAAGGCCAAGAGGAAUAUGGUCAUCCACUCACUCAGUGACACGGGUCUGGUCCUGAUGCUCUACUACUCUCGCGAUCGAGAUGAAAUCUUUGUCCGAAUCGCAGCAGAUCCUCUACACCUCCGACAGGAAGUUCUACUUAACACUGCUCCUUUACGAGUACUGGCACAGACAAGAAGACCUGUGGCAGUGCACUGGGGAAUCGUGGCCGAGAUGAUCCGCUACCAGCUGGAACUGAAGCCGCAAUACCUUUCAGCCUUUGCGGACUACAAGAAUGACUAUCCAGGUCGCCGGGACUUGAACUAUAGUGAUCGUUGCAUUGUCUCCCACCUGUACGAGACGCAUUUCGAGAAGUCCAAGGAGGGUGACUACCCUCAAAAAGAUGCCAUUUUCCGCACGGUUGAUCGGCUUCGCCUGAUUGACCACAUUGUACGAAGCGGAGAUCAUAAUUGUGCUGGCGUUGAUGUCGGUCAAUUGCUUCACGAUGGCGACUUGAUCCACUACUUUCCACUCCAUGAGCAACGUGAGCUGGAAGACAUGGACAAGGAUUGGUUCAAGACCUUCGUCAUGGGCCGAAACAUUCACAAGGUCAGAGACUACUUUGGCGAGCGAAUCGCGUUGUACUUUCUCUUCAUGUCCCACUUCAUCAAGUGGAUGAUCAUCCCAACAAUAUUUGGGACUUUCUUGUGUGUGGUGGACCUUUUCUACCAAACGCCCAACAACGUGACGGUGGUCUUCAUUUGCAUAGGUGUGGGAAUGUUCUCGACCACCUUCAUCCAUUUCUGGCGAAGGAAGACCAAUCUCUAUGCUUUGAAGUGGGGCACUUUCUCCAUGAAGAAGAAGGCUGAAACUACUCGACCCGAGUUCUACGGAGUGAGUCGCGUCAAUCCUGUGACCAGCAGGGUGGACCGGUAUUAUCCUUGGAGCGAGCGAAUCUGGAAGGUGCUUUUCAGCUACUCAGUCAUUCUUGUUUCACUGAUUUCGCUCUUCUUUGCGGUGGGCAUCUUGAUGGUUCUUCGCCACACCUUUCACAAGCACGGCGGCCGGAUCACUUUCCAGGUGAUCAAUGCUCUGGUGGUCGAGCUCUUGAACACUCUCUUCACCAGCCUCGCCACCUGGCUCACGGACCGAGAGAACCAUCGGUCCUACUCCGAGCAUGCAAAUCAUCUUUUGGCCAAAAUGGUGGUCUUCAAGUUCAUCAACUGCUACGUGUCCUUGUACUAUAUUGCCUUCUUGAAGGAACACUCAUACCUGUUCGGAAUGCCCAUGACUUGUGUGAACGAUGACUGUUUAAACGACCUGGGCUCUCAGCUGGCGAUUUUCAUGAUCAUGAGGCUGACGUUGCAGAACAUGAUUGAACUUGGUGGACCGUAUGCUGUGAUGAUGUACCGGCGCAUGACGGAAGAAUCUGCCUUCAACUUUGACGCCACACUCUUCACGAACCCCAUGACCAUCAUGCCUGACCUCUCCAGCCCCGAGAAGCAAAGCAAGAAAGAGGACUAUGACGUGUACCAGGACAUGGAUGAGGUAUUGAUCCUCUACGGCUAUACAGUGCUCUUCGUUGUGGCAUGCCCUUGGAUCCCACUGAUUGCACUCAUCAGCUUGGUCCUGGAGUGCUUCCUGGAUCAGAAGAAGCUUGUAUUGUUGUAUCGCAGGCCCUUUCCGGACCCUGCAGCCAACAACGAGCCCUGGGACACGGCGUUUGAUGUCUUCGGCAUGCUUGCAAUGGCCACCAACACGGCCGUCGUGGUCUUUGCUUCGAACGUCUUUCAGAGCUGGAGUCAUUUCCACAAGAUCCUACUUUUCAUGGUCGUGGAGCAUGCAAUGAUUGGCUUUAGGAUACUCAUCUCCACGCUCUUCCCGGCUAUUCCUUGGGAGGUGCGAUUGCUGGCAAUGCAGCAACAGGUGGUCGUGCACAGGCACUUGAAUCUCGGUGGUGAAGAAGAUGACCAUGAGACUCGCGCCAGUGCCAUGAUGGCCACAGCGCAGCCGCCUCCCAUUGUGCACGAUCAAGACGAUGAGGAGUAUUGGUAGCGGCUUCCUUUUUGCCACGAGCCAAAGCUGCGUCCACUGCGAAAUGGGCUGACGCACUUCGGCCAGUCUCACCUGCCGUGGACAAUGUCCGUGGGCCUCAAUGAUACAGGUCAGCUUACUUGAAGACACCGUGUCAAGGUAUGCAUGUAUCGUAUGGCUGACAUGAGCCAUCAAUUCGAGCGCGAAGACGGAGCUGUCGCCGAGUCGGAGAA
Durusdinium trenchii is the source of this 2630-nucleotide messenger RNA. The record is from the annotation of a GenBank genome assembly. NCBI's taxonomy places the organism in Eukaryota, Dinophyceae, Suessiales, Symbiodiniaceae.